AUGUCAUUGAACGUGCUCCCAAUUCCUGUCGACGAAGCUACCCUUCAGGCUCGCCAUAAGACAUUAGACACCCUUGAAGCACAGCUCGCAGGAAGUGUCCAGUGGCAAGAAUGCGAAUCUGCGGCAGCUUACCGCAAAAUGCGGCGAGAGGGCCUGAACGGGUUCCAAGCGCCUGCUCUCAACCCCAAUGCACGGACGGUGAAUGUUUCGGGGCGAGACAGUUAUCAAAUUGAAUUGAGAAUAAUCGCACCCAAGGACAAACCAAGCAGAGGUGUUUGGUUGCACUUCCAUGCUGGUGGCUUCGUUAUUGGUAGCAAUGCCUCGUACGACACGUAUUUGACCACUUUGUCCGAUCGCUUGGGUUUGACAAUGGCCUCUGUUGAAUAUCGACUCGCACCCGAAGUUUCUUUCCCCAAGCCGCUUCACGACUGUGUUGAUGCAGCACUCUACGCACUCAGUCCAGCAGGGGAGAAAGAACUAGGCGCACCACUGAAAGUCCUUGGAGGGGAGUCGGCGGGCGGAUGGCUAGCAGUUUCAACAGGUCUGUCUCUCCGCCGAGACCACGGAAUCGAUGUGCGAUCGACUCUGGACGCGAUCGUGGCUGGAUACGGAAUUUUCGAUCUCACAUACACUCCAUCUCUUCUUGAGCACACUCGAAACAUCGUGUUGAGCAAGGAGGGUAUGAUGGCCUUUUGCGAGGCUGGUUUCGGCCAUAUUCCCAUGGCUUACAGGAAAGAUCCGCUUAUUUCGCCUCUUUAUGCGGAUUUAAAGGAUAUGCCAGCUGCGUUAUUCUUGUCAGGGAAUAUUGAGCCUCUGCUUGAUGACAGUGUUUUCAUGGCGGCGAAAUGGCAACAAGCUGGAAAUGUUACUAAUUUGAGUGUGGUCAAUGGGGCUUGUCAUGCUUUUACUAUUAUUCCGAUGGGUGAUGCGACUGAUGAAGGGUUGGACAUUAUUGUCGAUUUUGUGCAGCGGAUAUCCAGUCAAUGA
This is a messenger RNA of Penicillium longicatenatum, 987 nucleotides long. Its product is annotated as alpha/beta hydrolase. The coding region runs from base 1 to 987 and encodes 328 amino acids. Gene Ontology annotation, molecular function: hydrolase activity. Lineage: Eukaryota; Fungi; Ascomycota; Eurotiomycetes; Eurotiales; Aspergillaceae. The transcript is spliced from 2 exons. The record is from RefSeq and is a predicted model, not a curated record.